Molecule: messenger RNA, 3309 nt
Organism: Penaeus vannamei (Pacific white shrimp)
Lineage: Eukaryota; Metazoa; Arthropoda; Malacostraca; Decapoda; Penaeidae
Source: RefSeq, a predicted model, not a curated record
CCAGAGGAAAGAAAUCAGUCAACAAAACAAAGCCAGAAAAUCAGUCCACAAAAACAAAGCCAGAAGAAGGGAAAAUCAGUUCACAAACAAAGCCAGAAAUCAGUCACAAACAAAGCCAGACAAUCAGCUCACAAACAACAAAAAAAGCCAGGAAAUCAGUCACAAACAAAGCCAGAAUAUCAGUCAACAAAACAAAGCCAGAAACAUCGCGACCACCUCAGUCACAAAACAGAAAGCCAGGAAAUCAGGCAACAAACAAAGCCAGGAAAUCAUUCACAAAACAAAGCCAGAAAAAUCAGUCACAAAAANAAUCAGGCACAAACAAAGCAAAAUCAGUCACAAACAAGCCGAGAGCAUCAGUCAAAACAAAGCCAAGAAAUCAGGUCACAAACAAAGCCAGAAACAGUCACAAACAAAAGCCAGAAAUCAGUGCACAAGGUAAGCAAAGCCAGAAAUCAGUCACAAAAAAGCCAGAAAAUUCAGUCCCCAAAACAAAGCCAGAAAUCAUCACAAACAAAAGUCACAAACAAGCCAGAAAGUCAGUCACAACAAGCCAGAAAUCAGGCCAACAAACAAAGUGCAGAAGUCCAGUCACACAAGCAGAAAUCAGUCACAACAAACCAGAAUCAGAGUCACAAAACAAAGCCAGAAAUCCUCACAAACAAGCCGAAAUCAGUCACCAAACAAAGCCAGGCAAUCAGUCAACAAAACACAAGCCAGAAAUCAGUCACAAACAAAGCCAGAACAUCAGUCCAGCAAACAAAGCCAGAAAUCAGCUCACAACAAAGCCAGAAUCAGAACUCAAAACAAAGCCAGGAAAUCAGUCACAAAACAAAGCCAGAAAUCAGUCACAAACAAGAGCAGAAAAUCAAGGGCCAAACAAAGCAGAAAAUCAGUCAGCAACAGCCAGAAAUCAGUCACAAAACAAAGCCAGAAUCAGGCCAACAAAGCCAGAAAUCAGUCACAAACAAAGUCAGAAAUCAGUCACAAACAAAGUCGAAAUCAGUCACAAACAAAGCCAGAAAUCAGUCUCACAAACAAAGCCAGAAAUCAGUCACAAACAAAGCCAGAAAUCAGUCCAAACAAAGCCAGAAAUCAAAUCAGUCCAAACUCAAAGCCAGAAAUCAGUUCCAUCACAAAAGCAUAGCAGAAAUCAGCUCACAAACAAACCAAGAAAUCAGUCGACAAACAACCGCACACAAAUCAAUGGCACACCACACACAAAGGAAAUCGAGUCACAAACUACAGCCGAACUCAGUUCACAUACAAGAAAAGCCAGAAAUCAGUCACAACAAGAGCCCAGAAAUCCAGCUCACAGCACCUCAACAAAGCCAGAAAUCAGUCACAAACAAAGCCAGAAAUCAUUCACAAACAAAGCCAGAAAUCAGUCACAACACAAAGCCAGAAAUCAGUCACAAACAAAACCAGAAAUCAGCCACAAACAAAGCCAGAAAUCAGUCACAAACAAAGCCAGAAAAUCAGGCACAAACAAAGCCAGAAGUCAGUCACAAACAAAAGCCAGAAAUCAGUCCACAAACAAAACCAGAAAUCCAGUCACAACAAGCCAGAAAUCAGUCCACAAACGAAAGCAGAACACAUGCAGAUCUAAGUCAACGAAAUAGAAUCAAACAAAGCAGAAAUCAGUCACAAACAAGCCAGAAAUCAGUGAUCAACAGAGCCAGAAAGCAGAUGGCUCUAUAUCACACUCAACAAGCCAGAAAUGCACACUCAACAAAACAUAAGCCAGAAUCAGUCACAAACAAAGCAGAAAUUCAGUCACAAACAAAAGAGAAUCAGUCACAAACAAAGCCAGAAAUCAGUCACAAACAAAGCCAGAAAUCAGUACAACAGAGAGCCAGAAAAUCAUCACAACAAAAAAAUCAAGUAUCACGAAACAGAGAGCAGAAAAUCAGUCACAAACAAAGCCAGAAAUAUACACAAAUCAAAGCCAGAAAAUCAGUCACAAAACAAAGCCAGAAAUUCAGUCACAAACAAAGUCAGAAUGCAGUCAAAACAAGAGCCAGAAAAUCAGAUCACAAACAAAGCCAGAGAAAUAUCAAUGCACAACAACGCCAGAACAGUUCACAAACAAAGACAGAAAUCAGUCACAACACCAAAGCAAAGGAAUCAGUCUCAGCAAAAAACCAGAAAAUCCAGUCACACAUAAGCCAGAAGUCAGUCACAAACAAAGCCAGAAAUCAGCCGCACAAACAAGCCAGAAAUCAGAUCCGCACAAACAAAGCUCGAGAGUCAGUCACACACAACAAACGCCAGAAAUCAGGUCUCACAACAACAAAGCCAGAAAUCAGUCACCAAACAAAAGCCACAGAUUUAGUCACAAACAAAGCCAGAAGUCAGUCAGCAAACAAAGGCAGAAAUCAGUCAAUAAGAAAGGGAGAAAGCUCUAGAAGUGCCAGGAGAGUUCAGGCACAAGAGCAGAAAUCAUCACAAAACAAGCCAAGAAAUCAAGUCACAAACAAAGCAGAAAUCAGUCACAAACAAAGCCAAGAAAUCAGUCCACAAACACAUAAGCCGACGAAAAGCUCGAAUCAAGUCACAACAAAGCCAGAAAUACAGUCAACACAAGCAGACAAAUACAGUCAGAAACAGAGAAAGUCAGUCGCACAAACGAAAGCACACGCAAAUCAGUCGACAAACAAAGCCGAGAAAUCAGUCAUACAAACAAAAAGCCAGAAAUCAGUCACAACAAAAGCAGAAUCAGUCACAAACAAAGCCAGAAAUAUAUUAACAAGCCAAGAAAUCAGUCAACAACUAACAGCCAGAAAUCAGUCACAAACAAAACAGAAAUCUCAGUCACACCACAAGACCGAAAUUCAGUCACAAACAAUAAUCGUACAGAUAACAAAGCCAGAAAUCAGCCCACAAAGUCAGAAAUCAGUCCACAAACCAAAGCCAGAAAUUCAGUCACAGAAAACACAAAAGCCAGGAAAGUCAGCUGUCAGAGAGAGCCAGGCAGUCACACAACAGAAGCCAGAAAAAUCAGAUCUCCAAACAAAAGCCAGAAAUCAAGUCCACAAUCAAAAACCAAUCCAGUCACAAAAAAGCGAAAUCAGUCCACAAACACAGCCACAAAUCAAGUCACAAAAAAGCCAGAAAUGCAAGAUCGCACAAACAAAGCCAGAAAUCAGUCACAAACAAAGCCAGAAAUCAGUCACAAACAAAGCCAGAGAAAUCACAGUCACAACAAGCCAGAAAUCUAGGAUGAAUCAAGCCCAGAAAUCACAGGUCACAAACAAGCCACCUGCUAUGACGGAAACACACGACCAAGAAAACCGACCGAAAUCAUAA